Oryza sativa Japonica Group (Japanese rice) is the source of this 3413-nucleotide messenger RNA. RefSeq lists its product as uncharacterized. NCBI's taxonomy places the organism in Eukaryota, Viridiplantae, Streptophyta, Magnoliopsida, Poales, Poaceae. The record is from RefSeq and is a predicted model, not a curated record.
ACUAUGAGAACAACCUGCUUUCUGAAAGCAAAUAAUUAGCUUGCUAGAAAAGUAAGUGUUCGUAAAUCAUCUACCUUACUUCAUAUUGUGAGGUAGUUACGCAAAUUCAAAGUGCAAUUUAUCGAAGUGUAUAGAAUUAGGUAUAGCAGUGGAAGUGUGUAAUCAAGAGGAUUUUCUUAAUACUGUUUAAGCUGACUUAAAGAUCAUUUUUACAAUACAAAGCAAAUAUUAAAUAGAUUAUGUGAAAGCUAUGAAGUUGUGGUGUAACAUAUGGAAAACAGAAACAAAAUAGUUUUGGUAAUGGUACAGGGUAGCAUCAUCUGAAUGUCAAGCAAAGCAAGCAACAUAUAGCUUAGUUGUAAAAAGAGUGGAUUCCCAUCAGUUUAAGUGUAAUAUUGCUUAUACACAGGUAGUUUCAAGGUUUGCUAAAACCUAGCUAGUUGAACAUAGAAAAAAGGUAACUGAUAUUUUCCAACACUCACAAAUUCAGCAUACCACCAACUUCCAGAUUAGCUCAAAACCUGUAGAAGUAAUAUGAGAGAAUCAAUGUUCCAAUUUUUUUACUUGCUUCAUUCAUUGUUGCCGUCAACCUCUGAUAUCCUUAAAACAGUUGGAUCACUGUUGGAUUGGUGAAAGCCAGAAAUAAAGGCUCCCCGAGGACACCCAACAUUUGCUCUAGUUCGAGCUUAGUGUUUUCUAUAUUUUGGAUUUCCUGAGGUGUUAAUGGAACAAAAACAAAAUACCAGAAGAUUCAAAGCUUAUCUUCAUCAUAUAUUUUAUUAUGGGUAAAGCAAAUCUGUCUUCUACUAAAACUGCACAUAGUAUUAUCAGCAUGUAAGUUAUUUGAAGGAGAGUAAGUAAAAGAACUGAAAAGGAUCGGAUUAAGUUAAGGUUUCAAAUUUUAUGUAAAUUAGAAUGGUUCUAAAUAUAGUGAAGGAAGAAUGGAAUACAGAGAAGGAUGCAUAUGGCCAUAUGGGUUGUGUUUUACUGUCUUACCAUUUAAUUACUCAUUGGCAACUUCUCUUAUGCCUACUCUUACACUACUAUAUCAAGUGGAUAUUGGGAUAAAAUUACAAUCCACUUAUCAUUACCCAAGUUCAGCAAGUAGCCACAGCCAGAACAUUAAUUCUUCUUAGCUGGGGAUGAAAUACUUGUCUCCCUUGAUGCCACAGACAACAGCUUCCAGAAGAAUCAACCUAAUCCCCCAGUUUUUUUUUUUCACAUGCAUGUUCUUGUCAGCUAGGGUGUUAGUUUUAAUAUUGUCGAGGAGGCCAGUUUAAGAUGGAUGAAGUAGAACUGCCCAAUAAAGGAAUAUAUUUUCUGUUGCUGCUUACGGGAGAAGACAAUCAAUCCAUAUGAACAGGAGUAAAAAUUCCAGUGCCAAUUGAAAGUUUUCAUUUAGGAAGCAACUAGUAUUUUUGCAGCACAACUAUUAUUCAGAAUAUCAUUCAAGAGUACCCCAUUCGGUUGUAGAGAAUGAGCUGCCAUGUACUCCUAGUGUCUAACCUUGGAAGUUGGGGUAGUAGUAUCAACGAUUUGUGCAGUCAGUACAGUAGAAGUCAAAGAGCCAACAUGUUAAAUUAAAGAUGAGUAGAAAACAAAAACAAAAAAACAAAAUCCUCAUCUAAUAAUCUUAACAGAUGCUCCCACAAUCCCACAAUAUCACCAUCUAAGCAUUGAGGCAAAACAAUAAUCAUUAUUUCAACCAGGAGCAAUUUGAUCAGAUCAUGCACCGACGCUGAACGUUUCGAUCCCCGCGGGAAUUCUCGCUCCCUCGGUCUCGGAGGCGCAAGUGCGGGAGCGGGAAGGUGGACGGCGACGAGAAGAGGAGGAGGAGAGAGCGAAGGCAACGCCGUCGAUGGCGACGAGGGGGGAGAGGUGGACGGGUGUCUCGUCUUCUCACGGUGGUGGGGAUGAGGAGGGGAUGCUAAUAUGCUAUUUUGCGGCGGGGAUGGGGAGGAGGCGGCGCCGGCGCUCGCGGGAGAGUAGGCGGAAGCGGCGGGAUGGUGCGCGGCUAAGUUGAGGAGCCGGAUAUGGGGGCGCUGAUGGAUAGGAGGAGGCGGAGGCGGCGAGGGGAUUCGAAGCGGCGGCGGGGUGUAUUUCGAAAUAUUAUUUUUUUAAGGUUUAAUUUGUAAAUAUGUAUUUUAAGAAGGUUCCCGUUAUCUCUCCCUUUCCCCCUUUUUUUCGCUGUCUAGGGUUUGCGGCGGCGGCGCCCGCUCACCUCCUCGCCGGCCGGACGGCGCGAGGAGGAAUCUCUCCACCCCCACACUCCUCGCGCCGGUGCCCCUCCCUCCCCCUCCAUCCUCCUCGCGUUUCGCUUCCCCUCUUCGCACUACUCCGACUCCCAGCCGGAAGCGCCGGUGUCGAUGGCGGACGAUGCCGGUGCCGGUCGCACUCGCAGUCGCAGGGAUCCUUCCGAUCGCCCUACGCGUUCAGGCCAAUUUCUAAUCAGGGCUUUGCUACGAGGCGAAUUGGAGGAGCGCACUGCAGACGCAAGGUUUAUCCCACUUACACCAAUAAUGGAGGAUCUAUUUGUCAGCGGCAUUGAAGAGAUUCCCGAAGACACUUCUGUGCAUCACCAGCAAACUGAUGAGCCACCACCAUCCUACAACACCAUUAGGAGGGGUGAAGGCACAUUAAUGGCUGAACUGCGUGAGGCUACGGAGCAACUACGUUUGUCUUUCUAUGCCAACACAGAUGAAGAAACUCGGGCACAAAUGAAACAGUUUUGGGAUGAAGAAUUCAAUGCAAUAUCUGAAGAAGCAACUAUUGAGAGAGGUUUAGAGUGGAUGCGGGCGGAGGUUGUUGAGGCAUUCAGUACACACAGUGGGGCUAAUGUGGUUGAAUAUGAGCUUGAAGAUAUUUCUCACCAGUGUUUGAUUUUUGAUGAUUGUGCCAAGUCUUAUCAUCAUUACAAUUUCAUAAUGAAGUCGAAGUGUCCUGAUUCUCAUUUGGAGGGUUCUUGUCUCUUUUUUGCUGAAGUUAAAGUUGUGGAUGGAGAGAAACACUAUUUUUGCUGUCCCCUACAACCUGAUGACGACGGUCAUUGUCACGGAUGCCAAAACUCUGGAAUUGAUCUUAAGCAUCCUUCAGACGGUGGCUACGAGGAGGGCAACGCUGACUCUGGAUUCCCUUUUGAUCCAAUUUAAUUUGAUGGAUGAAAAUUCAGAAAUAUGUACUAAAUUGAGCAGCGCCUGAAUUGAGUUGUGUAAUGAAUGCUCCUACAUAAACCUUGUGUUCAUGUUCAAACUGGCUAUUGGUAUUGUGUUUUAUUCGGUAGCAUUAGCAAUCUAUUAGCAAUAUGUUGCAUGUUCGUGUCUGGAGUACGUGCGAAAUGCUCAUGGGCAUGACUAUUAUUUCUUACGUGUGAAAUGCUUGUAUUGUAAGGUCGCCAGGUUUGUGAUUGAGAUGUC